AUUUGAAAAUCACACUGUCGCACUAACGUCCCUCUCUUUCUCUCUCUCUCUCUCAGCCGGUCGGCCCUAUUCUGCUUGAUCUUUUCAGACGAAGGUUUUCUUCCUUCAUCGAGAUCUUAGUUGAUCAUUUUCCUCUUCGUCACAUUCUUUUGAAGUCCGAAAUUAGGUCUAGGUAAGAAGGAAAAUCAGAAAUGCCGCCGGUUUCAGAGGCCGGGAGUGCCGUCCGCAACCGAUGUCCUGCUCAAGAACCACUGUUUUUCCUGCCAGAAACCGAUCCAUGUAGGUUCUCCCCAGCUAUAUCAAGAUCCGCUUCGAAGGAAGGCAUUUCCAUGCUCGGUGAAGAUAAGGAACGAGACAACGAACAGUUUGACACGGCAUCAGCGCUCACACGGACCUUCGAACUGCAUGAAGACCCUCACUUCUGGAAAGACAACAAUGUUCAGGUCAUCAUCAGAAUUCGACCCCUUAACAGCUCUGAAAUUUCUCUUCAUGGUCAUCGAAGAUGUGUUAGGCAAGAUGGGCCUCAGAGUAUCACUUGGACUUGUCAACCACAGUCUCGUUUCACAUUUGACAUAGUCGCAGAUGAAAAUGUUAGCCAGGAGAAGCUUUUCAAAGUGGCUGGAUUGCCGAUGGUAGAGAAUUGCAUGGGAGGAUACAACAGUUGCAUGUUUGCAUAUGGUCAAACUGGAAGCGGAAAGACUCAUACAAUGCUUGGGGACAUUGAGGGAGGAAGUGGCAGACAUAGCGUGAACUGUGGAAUGACACCUAGGGUAUUUGACUACUUGUUCUCAAGGAUUCAAAAGGAAAAGGAGGCACGAAGGGAUGAGAAGCUAAAGUUCAUUUGCAAAUGCUCGUUCCUUGAAAUAUAUAAUGAGCACAUUUUAGAUCUUUUAGAUCCUUCCUCUUCAAAUUUACAGAUAAGAGAAGAUGCAAAGAAAGGUGUUUAUGUGGAGAAUUUGAGAGAAUUUGAGGUUUCAAGUGUGCGCGAUGUAAUGGAGCAGCUUCUUCAGGGUGCAGCAAAUAGAAAAGUAGCUGCCACCAAUAUGAACCGUGCAAGUAGUCGGUCUCAUAGUGUUUUCACAUGUGUUAUUGAAAGCAAGUGGGAGAGACAAGGUGUAAGUCACCACCGGUUUGCUCGUUUGAAUCUUGUGGACCUUGCUGGUUCAGAAAGGCAAAAGAGUUCAGGAGCUGAAGGUGACCGGCUGAAGGAAGCUACAAACAUCAACAAGUCACUUUCUACAUUGGGGCUUGUAAUCAUGAACCUGGUGAACAUCUCUAAUGGAAAAGCACAACAUGUUCCUUAUCGUGAUUCAAAAUUGACCUUUCUUCUUCAGGAUUCAUUAGGUGGGAACUCCAAGACAACUAUUAUAGCAAACAUUAGCCCCUCCAGUUGCUGUUCACUGGAGACACUGAGCACCUUGAAAUUUGCUCAACGAGCAAAAUUUAUUAGGAACAAUGCGAUUGUAAAUGAGGAUACUUCAGGAGAUGUCCUUGCUUUGCGCAUGCAGAUUCAACAGCUCAAGAAAGAAGUUAACCGCUUGAGGGCUAUAGCCAAUGGGGGACCAGAUAACCCAGAAAACGAGAGUUUGAGCAUAAGCUUCCCUGGUUCACCUGGGUCUUUCAAAUGGGAUGCAUUGCAAGGAUCACUCAGUCCACUUACAUCUGACAAAAAGGUCUUUAAGAAGAGGGAUCUUGAGGCUGCUCUUGUAGCUGCUAUAAGAAGAGAACAGGAUAAAGAAGCAUCGUUGAAAGCAUUAGCUGCCGAAAAUCAGGCUACCCUGCAACUGGCAAAGCAACGAGAAGCUGAAAUCCAAGGCUUAAAGAUGAGACUUAGGUUUCGUGAAGCAGGAAUAAAGAGAUUGGAGGCACUUACUUCUUCAAAGAUAUCUGUUGAAGAACACCUUCUACAAGAGAAAAAGGAACUUAUUAAGGAGAUAGAUAUUCUCCGAGGCCAAGUGGAUAGGAACCUAGAUGUAACUAGGUUUGCCAUGGAAAACUUGAAAUUGAAGGAAGAACUUAGAAGGUUCCAGUCAUUUUAUGAGGAUGGCGAAAGAGAGAUGUUGAUUGAGCAAGUUGACAUACUACAAGACAAGCUGCUUGAAGCACUGGAUUGGAAGUUGAUGCAUGAGAGGGACAUGGACAGAGUUCAGAAAGGAAGCAUCGCAACAAGCAUCCUGAUGGGGAAUGAUGAUAACUUGUUGACAUCUACCCAGGAUAUAUCAUCGCAUCUGGACUAUUCUUCCAUCCGUGAAGAGAAUGAAGUCCUUCAAGUGCAGGUUAUUCAGUGUCAGAGAGAAGUUGAGGCGCUACGCAAAAAUCUGAAGACUUGUCUUGAUGCCAAAGAGAAACUGGAGAGGAGGGUUGAUGGUUUAGUAUUGCAGCUUGAGGAAGAGAAGAAGAUUACGGAGAACAUAAAAGAAUCAAUAAAGCAGAAAACAGAUGAUCACAACUUGUCAAGGACAUGCGAUCCAGGAGCAAGCAGUGUCUCUGAUCAGAUGGAACUUAAAGCCAUGGUUGACGCAAUUGCGGUUGCUAGCCAGAGGGAAGCUGAAGCUCAUGAAACUGCCAUUUUUCUAGAAAAAGAAAAUAAUGAAUUGCGGAAAAAGUUGAAAUCUCUGAUUGAAAACAAGGCUGGACUGAUUGAGCUGCAUGAAGGUAAAAUUUCAGCUGAUGAUACAAAUAUGAAGGGGAUACUUAAUGAAGAAACGGUAGAUGAAGAUCACGAUAAUCUCCUUCACAUGAAGGAUGUCAAAGUGCUGGAAGAGCAGCUGCACGAAAUGCAUGAAGAGAAUGAUAAACUGAUGGGAUUAUAUGAGAACGCUAUGCAGGAAAGAGAUGCACUGAAGAGGAAGCUCCAGUCCAUGGAGAACAACAUCGAUGAAGUAAAAAGAGUAGGAUAUGAAUGUGAAGAAACAGGUAAACUACAGGCUGAAGCUCAAGUGUCGAAGGAGGAACUAAACAUGGCUUUGAAGAAGUUGCAUCUGGCAGAAGACAAAUUCAAUGAAGUAGUGAUGGCCGUGGGUAUCUUUGACACAAUCAAGAAAACAUCCUGUGAGAUUGAAAAGCUCCAUGAAGAAAUUGAAAUAGCUGAGGAUAAUAAUUGGAUGAAGGAAAGGGAGAUUGCAUUCAUUGAACUCGUGUAUGCUGAAUUCGAGGAGAGCAGAUCCAGAGUCAAUAGUAGAUUCUACGGUUUCAAAUCACACGUGUCAAAUCUACAUGAAACAAAUCACCGUUUGGAGCAGCAAGAAGCUCAAGCAAGAGCUAAGUUGAGCGAGUUUUCAUGUCUUCUGGAUCAAAAGAAGAAGUGCUUAGCUGACCUGCAAGCUCGGAUGGAGAAUGUUAAGUGUGCACAUUUAAAGUCUCAAGAACAAGAAAUUACCACGCAAAACAUCAUUAGCAACCUAAAAUCAAGGCUGGAAGCUGCUGACAAUCGGAGGAAAGAAACAGAGAAGGCAUUAUUCGUUGAUAGCACUAACAAGCCAGCCUUUUUGACACAGAACGUCAGACAGUUGCAGCUGGGUAAAGCUGCUGAAUUGUUGAAGGCUGAAGAAGAGAGGACAAAGCUUCCAGUUGAGCUAAGGCAAGCAGAAGGGAAGAUCAAGUUCAUUAAAAGAGAGGCAGAACAACUGAAGGUGCAAUACAAGGCACUGGAUAUUGAGUGUCAAAGCGUUGAAGCUGAAGUAACUGCAGCAAACAGGGCUGUAGAGGAUGCCAACUGUGAGCUGCAAAAUCUUACUUCAGAAAGAGGAUCUCUACUGCAGUUAAGGGAGGAGGCGCUGGAAGAGCUCCACUUGUUAAUACUGAACUACCAAACCAUCACCUUUGAAAUAGACAGUAAGGUCGAAGUGAAAAAGAUCCUGGAAGAGGAACUGGAGGCAGGGGUGAGACGAUUAAAGGAACUAGAAGCAGCAAAACUAGCUGCCGUAAAAAAGACAAACCAAUUAUUGGGGGACAACGUGAAGUUAGACGCACUAGGAGAUACGCAGAGAUAUGUAGCUGAAGCUAAAGCUUUUUUAGUUAACAAUGUAAGACAUUAAUGUACUACUUUGGCCUUGAAUGAUAAUGUUCAUUCGGCCCAUUCUUUCCGACAGUGAAGUAUAUUAUUCAUGUGUGGGUGUGUGCGAGUUGGUGAAAGAUAACAACAAAAAUGUACUUUAUUUA
Molecule: messenger RNA, 4161 nt
Organism: Nymphaea colorata (pocket water lily)
Lineage: Eukaryota; Viridiplantae; Streptophyta; Magnoliopsida; Nymphaeales; Nymphaeaceae
Product: kinesin-like protein KIN-12E
Exons: 22
Coding region: 192-4037 (1281 amino acids)
Biological process (GO): microtubule-based movement
Molecular function (GO): ATP binding; microtubule motor activity; microtubule binding
Source: RefSeq, a predicted model, not a curated record